This is a messenger RNA of Fibroporia radiculosa, 675 nucleotides long. RefSeq lists its product as uncharacterized. NCBI's taxonomy places the organism in Eukaryota, Fungi, Basidiomycota, Agaricomycetes, Polyporales, Fibroporiaceae. Bases 1 to 675 code for a protein of 224 amino acids. The transcript has 6 exons. The record is from RefSeq and is a predicted model, not a curated record.
AUGAAGUCUACUGUUCUUGUCGUCGCUGCCGCCGCCCUCGUAGGUGUCUCUGGCCUCCAGAUCAACACUCCUUCCGAUGUCACCGAGUGUAUACCCACACUAUUCACCUGGUCUGGUGGUGUAUCUCCAUACUACAUCGUGCGUUUCUCACACCAGUCAGGUAAGGAUCCUCAUAUUUUAUUCUAUUCGCCCGCUGAUGCUCUUCUAAGCCUUGAGCCUGGUUCCGACCCUACUGGUGCUCCUCUCCAGGAAUAUGGUCCUCUCACUGGAACCUCUUACACUUGGCCCACUAACAUCACUUCUGGGACUUCCAUCAGUCUCACUAUCAAGGAUAGCACUGGGGCAACCGAAGAGUCUGCGCCCUUCACUGUUGGCGCCGGCAGCAACAGCUGUCUGAAUGCCGCCUCCACCUCUUCGACAAGUUCCUCGUCUGGUUCUUCGUCCGCUACCUCAUCUGGUGCUACUUCGACUACGUCCACCAGCGCGAGUUCAUCAGGUGCUUCCACUACGACUACUACCAGUGGUGCCACCACCACGACCUCUUCUGGAACCACGUCGACUGGGGGCGCCGCCACCACUUCCGCUUCGGGAAAAACCAGCGGUGCUCUCGUCAAUGUCGCUAACUUGGCCUUCGCAGGUGUUGCUGGCGUGGCGGUCGCUGCUUUUUUGGCUUAA